This is a messenger RNA of Elgaria multicarinata webbii, 1541 nucleotides long. RefSeq names its product WD repeat domain 74 (gene WDR74). Gene Ontology annotation, biological process: ribosomal large subunit biogenesis. Gene Ontology annotation, cellular component: nucleolus; preribosome, large subunit precursor. The transcript is spliced from 11 exons. The coding region runs from base 13 to 1170 and encodes 385 amino acids. NCBI's taxonomy places the organism in Eukaryota, Metazoa, Chordata, Lepidosauria, Squamata, Anguidae. The record is from RefSeq and is a predicted model, not a curated record. Gene Ontology annotation, molecular function: protein binding.
GCGAAAGCAAAAAUGGCGUCUCCUGCGCGGGGCAACCACGUGUGGGUCGGAUCUGAAACGGGUCUCCUAAAAGGGAUCAACUUGCAGAAGAAACAGGCCACAAACUAUAAGUUGGGGGACACGGUGCUCGGCCGCCAUGAUGCUGUCACGGCCAUGUGUUGGGCAGAUCCCUAUGAGUCUGAGGUCUUUGUGGGAUGCCUUGACGGAUCAGUCAGAUUGUUUAGUACCGAGAAGGGCAAGUUUACGGAGACCCGAGACUGUGUAGGAGGAGAGGGACCCUUCUGUGGUUUGGCUUGGCUUGACAACUCCCUCAUCACCUGUGUUGAAUCCGGCUUGCUGAAGGUCUGGCGGGAUGCCGCCUCAGAAAACGUGGAGAUCCAGGUGGGCUCUGGUGUGUGCCGUAUGCGCCAGAACGCUGAGCAGCCUCAUCGCGUGGCCACAGGUGGCAAGGAGAACUGUCUCAAGGUGUGGGACCUACACCAACCGCAGGAGCCCAUUUUCCGAGCCAAAAACGUACGGAAUGAUUGGCUUGACCUAAGGGUGCCUGUCUGGGACCGGGACAUGCAGUUCUUGCCUGGAUCGGAAAAAAUUGUUACCUGUACUGGACACCACCAGGUCCGGCUGUAUGAUCCCAGCUCACCACAACGCCGCCCUGUGCUAGAGGUCGCCUUUGGCGAUUACCCGCUCACCGCCCUCUCGUUGACUUCUGAUGCAAAUGCUGUUGUAGUUGGCAGCUCGCACGGGGAUGUGGCGGUCAUAGAUCUACGGCAAGGGCGGUUAGUGAAGUGCCUCAAGGGCUUUGCUGGGAGUGUCCGUGCCAUCCAGUGCCACCCAGUGCUUCCUCUUGUGGCCUCGUGCGGGCUGGACCGCUUCCUUCGGGUGCACAACCUUCACCACAAGCAUUUGGAGCAUAAGGUUUAUCUGAAAUCCCGAUUGAAUUGUCUGCUGAUGACCAGCCGAGAGAAAUGGGAGGAUGAGAGCCUCGACCCUUCUGCUGAUCUCCAGAGUGAUGUGAAGGAGGAAGAUGACGAUGAGAUCUGGAACUCCAUGGAAGUGGUGGCCACCAAGCGGAAAACAGAACCACAGCUGUGCUCUGUUGGAGGGCAUACAGAGCCCCAAAAGGUCAAGGGCCUCAAAAAGCGGAAGAAAAUUAAGAAAGCUGAAUCAUGAUAGCGGGAGAUCUCUGCCACCUUAAUAAAGAGAUAGAGAGUUCCUGGAUCUUUGAUUUGGAUGACACUUGUGUUGGUCGAGGAACUAGAAACAAGAAAAGGUUCCCAGCUGCUCUUCAGGACAACCUUUUUACUCCUAUACCAGCUCACCUUUGAACAAAGGGGAUGGAAUGGCAAUAAUUUGAAGUUUCAUUUCCAGGAACUUAUGGGAAGAACUUUGGGCCGGGGCAUUGGGGGAGAGAGAGAGGUGACAUUUUCCUUAAUUUCCCUGCUCUGUUGUCACUUUGGCUGCUGUGCAGCUCUGCCGAAUUAAUUUGAUUAAAGAUGCCUUCUGCAAUAUGUUCUGUACCUUGGCUUCUUUUGGGGGGCUUU